AUGUCCAAGCGCGACGGCAGCCAUUCAGCCCCCAAGGGAAAGGCAAAGCGGCAGAAGCAGGAGCACGAAUGGUCACCCACGGACGCCGAAGAUCAGGCAUCGGCCCAGCUCCUGUGCGGGAAAUGCUACAAGAAGGCAGAUGCGCACUUGUCCAGCUGCAUGUCGAUGUCGCAGGUUGUCACUAUGCUGCAGAAUGAUGAUGACUUCAAGCGCGGCUUCAAAGAGUCCGAUGACGAGGCGAAGCUCAACCCAGCCGAGCGAAGCUUUGCACCCGAGGAUGUGAGCGACACGCACUUCUUCGAGAUGGUGGAUUACCGCGAGUUCUUGAAGUUGAAUGAAGGCGAGGUCAAAUCUCUGUGUAAGGCGACGCCGAAGAAACUGAAGCUCCACGAGAUCGAGGGCACGAACGAGGUUUGCGAUCAGGAGACGCAGUACCUCAUGAUCGACGACAUCGGCGGCCCCAGGACCGCUCAGUACCGACGCGCGCGCAUCAGCGUUGGCAGAAUGGUUUCGAGGCGCCUCGGGAUGCUCUUCCACGAGGACCACGCGAUAAGUAAACAUGGUGAGCUACUGCAUGAUCAUGCGGUUCGAGGGAUGGUCGACGAUGUGAAGAUACCUCCGUCUGGGAAGAAGAGAAAUCCAGAGCAGGGGAUGGAUUGGCUCCAGCGGGUGCCCAAGCUGUCCAAGGCGCCAGCUUUCAAGGAUGAGGCCCCCGCCGACGACGCUGACAUGGAUGCCGAGGGCGAGGCUGACGGCCCUGCCGCAUCGGAUCGGCGGCCAGGCCGGGGCGGCUUUCAUGGCGGCUCUGCGAGGGCCGCGGCUUCGGGCAGGGGCGAGCUCCGCUCGCGGAAGGCUUCGCCAGGGUCUGCCGCGAAGGGCACCAGCUACAACAACUCCCCGAUGCCGUCGCCGUCCCCGACGCCAGGUGUGCGACGGCCUGGCUUGUCCAUUUCCCAGGGCGGCGUCGGCUCGUCAGUCGCGGGCUCCACCGCGGACCCAGCUGUCCAGGCGAUCUCAGACGACGACGGCGAGAAGGGCGAGGGUGCCUUGGCAGACGCCGACGCGGCCUCCAACGGCGACAAUGGCGAUGGCGAGAAAGGCAGCGGCGAUGACGGGCCAGGUCUGGACGACGACGGCCGUGCCACUGCUACCUCUUUCGACGCGUGCCCCAAGGACACAAAAGGCAAAGCUAUGUACUGGAAGGAAAUGAACGACCUCACAGCGUGGCUGGAGGACAAGCCUCUGGGGAAGGAGGCUAACCAGGCCAAGAGGCUCCUGCGGAAGAUCAGCAACAAGAAGGAGUUUGAGCACGAGCACAAGAUGCUCAAUCGGCACAUGCAGCUGGUGGAUGAUGCGAAGUACGCCAGCGUUGCCAACAUCAGCGAGGCGAGCGAAGAUAAAAUGACAAAGGUCUUUGAAAGGCUGAAGGGCGCCAGGGCCGUCUUCCCGAACAAACUGCAAAUGGUUGUGCUCGAGAGGCGUCUCACCAGGAAGCUCAGUGGCGCGAUCGAGCGCAUGUCAACUGAUGAUGCGAAGCAAAUCUACGACCUUGUCAAGCCGUACGGCCAUGCCGAAAAGACGGAGUUCGACCCCUUGGAUCCGACGGUGUCCUCGCUUUCCUCUUGCAGCCGCCUUGCUUUCUUCAAAGACUUCUUCGUGAAGGGCAUCGUCAUCCCUCUUCUCGACAACGAUGGUUCCAAUCAGCAGCGCCUGAAGGUAAUGGUAAACUACGUCAGUAUCACCAUCAAGCUCGACCUGAGGAGCUCCGCUAUUCCAGAGAGGUACAGCAAUGACUUCUUCGCGCUGCUUGCGGCCCUGAAGGUGAUGCAUUGCGCGCUCCACCGCGAGGGCAUCGAGAUCUUGUCGAGCUUCGUCGGCGAGUCCAUCGCGGAGCUCGACGAAAUGGCAGCUUCCAAGGCUAACUCGGAUGACAUUGCACAGGUCCUCCAUGCAUCAAUCUACGAUUCGGCAUUCUAUUCCUCGGAGCUGGAGGACUUCAAGCGCUACCAGAAGACAGCAUCCAAGUACCUCGAGGACGCCAACGAAACCAUCACCAGCUUGGCGGAUAUUGCAUCGCGCCCUGGCGACGUGCUGCUCGCGAGCUUUGGCGAGGUAAAGCCCGUCCUCCUACACGCGUUCCAAGAGUUUCCGAAGUGGAACGCGUCGUUCCGACCUGGCUACAUGACGCCCGUUGCGCAGCUGAUGGCGAAUACUACUUUGCAGCUCUUCUGUGAUUACGAGCAGUCCAGGUCCCACCCCUCGAAGACGUGCGCGUCGGCCAGUACGGACGACACUAAGCAGCUCGUUGAGCAGGCGGCUGCAUGCUUCCCUUUGGACGAUGACCUGCAGACCAAGCUUGCCCAACCCCACUCCUGGGGGCAGACGCAGAUUUUCGAUCAGAAGCUCAGCGCCUUGGACAACGCGCUGAGCUCUAUCAAAGCUUCGGACGACGUCACUUCUGAACAGUGCGCGGCCUUGAAAGUGGCGUGCGAGAACUUCAGUGGCAUGGAGCCUACUCCGCUGGUGCGCGAGGCGGCCGAACUGGUGUACAUGAGCGUCGCCGCCAGCGUGACGGGCCAUCUGCUGCAGGAUGACCCCGAUGAGGCACAGCAGCGCUUCAUCAAUGAGGGGAUGCUGGCGAUGACGUCGUUGCAGCCUGUCGUCAUCCGCCAUGGGGCCCCCCGCAAGAACAUUCACGAUGCGACCUACAACAUCAUCAGGUACUACCAGAGCGCUCAGGCCAAAGCAGGCGCGGUGAUGAAGCUCGGCUCUGACGACGUGGAGCGCUCGCAGCACGCUGACGCAGAGCAGUGUUGCAAGGACAUCUUCGGCGCCAUCGACGGGUGCGACAAGUUUUGGGACCAGUACAAGGGCUUCAACCCCAACAAGAUCCCCGAGCAGUUCAAUCUGAUGGCGAUCAAGGUUGAGGGCUGGAAGAAGACGGCGAAGGUGUUGAGCGGGCUGGUGGUAGAUGACUGCAAGUUGAAUACGAACAAGACCAUCGACGCCGUUCAAGAGUGUGCUGGCGGCGCCCUGGAGGGCAAGAGCUGGACAGAUGGGCUCCAGGCGUCGGCGAAGAUCGACGCGGCCCUCAAGCACUUCAGCAGCACGCUGUGCUCGUUCGACAUGAAGGCGGGCAAGGCGAAGGUGCAGGCGAUGGAGAAGGCCGUGGGCGCGUACAAGGCCUUGUGCGGCUCGUUCGGCCUCGACCCGAACGCUGCGGUGCUGAGCGAGUCCGAGUCGUGCGCGGCGCUGUGGCACGUCACGACGGCGGAGAAGGCGUGCUGCCUGGCCUUGACGGCGGAGCCCAAGCUCAGCAGGAUGGGGCUGCAGCAGGCCGUGGCCGCAGAGGAGAAGAAGGUCAAUAAGUACGGCGGCUUCGACAAGUUCCAGCCCGCGCUGAAGGAGAGGUGCGUCAAGGCGAUCAGCGUCGACUAG
Molecule: messenger RNA, 3438 nt
Organism: Prorocentrum cordatum
Lineage: Eukaryota; Dinophyceae; Prorocentrales; Prorocentraceae
Source: the annotation of a GenBank genome assembly